UUAUCUUUCUUUGAAAAUUCUAUUAUUUUAACUAUAAUGUCUGAAUUCAAUAAAUUCAUUCUUUAUAAUAUUUCAGUUGAAAUUUUUGACUGUGAGAAAGAAAUACUACUUCUCAAAAAUAAAUUAGAAGAAUAUAAUUCUAUUCAACUGAGAAAAGAGUCU
Messenger RNA from Blastomyces gilchristii SLH14081, 162 nucleotides. RefSeq lists its product as uncharacterized. NCBI's taxonomy places the organism in Eukaryota, Fungi, Ascomycota, Eurotiomycetes, Onygenales, Ajellomycetaceae. The annotation marks the transcript as partial. The record is from RefSeq and is a predicted model, not a curated record. The transcript is spliced from 2 exons.